UCAACCAGAGGUGCUCCACCAGAACAAAUCAAAUCAGCCACAUUCAAAUCGUUACAAUGAAGUUCGCUAUUGCUGUAAUUGCAAUGACAAUGGCCAUCAGCGCCAAUGCAUCACCAGCUCCAUACAUUCAAGAUGUUGUGACCUAUUCCAAUCCUUGGUCACUGAAGUCCAGCACGGUUUGGCCUACAUACGGAGGGCUGUACGGCAAGGAGCUCGCUGUGGUCUCUGAUGUAUCAUACGGAAAGUAUCCCUAUCAGAAUGGUUAUGGAAACUGGCCUGCUUAUGGCAAGAACUGGGGAUACUCUUCACCGGUUGUUGCUGUUGGUGCCAAUGUAGUGGGUAAUGGACUGUGGAAUUAUGGUGGCUCUGGAUAUGGAUAUGGCAAGAACUGGGGAUACUCAUCGCCAGUAGUAACCGUUGGUGCUAAGCUGGCGAACAAUGAUCUGUGGAAUUAUGGUGGUUAUGGAUAUGGACUGGGACAUAAUAAAUACUGGCUGUAAACACAUGAUGAGGAUUGAAAAAUAAAAUAUGUUCGGCUCUGCGAAGCUGGAGAAC
Messenger RNA from Armigeres subalbatus, 555 nucleotides. RefSeq names its product cuticle protein 64-like. The coding region runs from base 57 to 500 and encodes 147 amino acids. The record is from RefSeq and is a predicted model, not a curated record. NCBI's taxonomy places the organism in Eukaryota, Metazoa, Arthropoda, Insecta, Diptera, Culicidae. The transcript has 2 exons.